Messenger RNA from Miscanthus lutarioriparius, 1503 nucleotides. The record is from the annotation of a GenBank genome assembly. NCBI's taxonomy places the organism in Eukaryota, Viridiplantae, Streptophyta, Magnoliopsida, Poales, Poaceae.
AUGGGAAAGAAGCACGCGGCAGGUGGCGGCGGCGGCUGGUUCGCCGCCGUCAGGAAGGUGUUCCGGCCGUCGGCCUCCUCCUCCUCCUCCUCCUCUGCCACUACCUCGUCCAAGGACAAGGACAAGGAUGCCUUGCAGCGCGGGAAACAGGACGGCGCCGGCGAGGAGGAGGCCGCCGAGGAGCCGGAGGUGCUGCUGCUGGAGCACUUCCCGGCGUCCGAGACGUCGGCGGAUGCGAGCAACGACAACGAGGGCGGCGACGCGGAGGUGGCGGCACUGGCAGCAGGAGUGCGGAAGAAUGGUCGUCGUCAGGAGGACGAGGAAGAAGAGGAGGAACUGCUGCUGGCCGACGACAUGGAGCGCGCGAGGGCGCUGGCGGCCGCGGCCGAGGCCGCCGUGGCCGCGGCGGAGGCGGCGGCCAGAGUGGUGCGGCUGGCGGCGCUCCGGCGCUUGACCCGGGAGGAGCGCGCCGCCGUGCGCAUCCAGGCCUACUACCGCGGAUACCUGGCCCGGCGAGCCCUGCGCGCACUACGUGCCCUGGUGCGCCUGCAGGCGCUGGUGCGCGGUCACCAGGUGCGGCGGCAGGUGCACCUCACCAUGCGCUGCAUGCAGGCCCUGGUCCGAGCCCAGGCCCGCGUCCGCGCGCGCCGCGUCACCGAACACCCGCUCCUCCUCCUCCCGCCGCCGACACCGCCAGCCAGCCGCUCCACCGUGCUAGGAGCAGCGGGGCGUCCACCAUGCGUCGAGCUGGCAUUGCAGGGCGACCACGACUUCAGUGACGACGACGAGGUGGCAGACCUGUUGCUGCGGCAGAGAAGCAGAAGCAGAGGCAGGUUCGGAAGAGGCGAGGAUAACGGCGGCGGGAGGAGCCCUUCCGGCGCCUGGGACAGCAGUAGCCGCACCCUGGAGGACGCCAGGGCCGAGGGCGCGCGCCGGCACGACGCCGCCGCACGCCGGGAGCGGGCGCUCGCCUACGCCUACGCCUACCAGCAGCGGCAGUGCCAGCGGCAGGAGGACGAGAAAGCCGGCCUGGGCUUCCACUGGUUGGAGCGCUGGAUGGCCGCGACGCAGGCGCAGCAGCCGGAGCACGCGCCCGACCACGCCAAGACUACGCACCAGAGCACCACCGCCAGGACGACGUCCUACGUCACGGCGGCCGCUGCUUUCCCGAACGGCAUGUCGGAGAAGACGGUGGAGAUGGAGACGACGUCCCGGAGCCCACUGAACCAGGCCGCCACGGUUGCGCACGGGCGGCCGCCAGCGAUCCCACGCUACAUGGCCGCGACAAGGUCGGCUCGAGCCAAGGAGCGUCCCGUGCCGCCGUCGUCCACACCGACGCACGCCAGGAGCCGGUCCGGCGGCGGGCUCGCCGGGGACACGUCGUGCUCGGGCCAGAACGGCAGUUCAAUCGCCGGGUACAGCCCGGACUCGAGCGGCACAGGAGACUGGACCCCGCCGCGGCUUGGUGUCAGCACGCGCACCAGCAGGGUGGCCUAUACAUGA